Messenger RNA from Magallana angulata, 1334 nucleotides. RefSeq lists its product as uncharacterized. Bases 416 to 826 code for a protein of 136 amino acids. The transcript is spliced from 5 exons. NCBI's taxonomy places the organism in Eukaryota, Metazoa, Mollusca, Bivalvia, Ostreida, Ostreidae. The record is from RefSeq and is a predicted model, not a curated record.
AAAAUGUCUUCUUAGAGUAUACAUUUCUGUAGUUUAUCAUUUAUGAUAUUUGUUCAGAAUAAGGAUAAUAUUUUGGAAGAGAUUCUCAAUAUAUUCGACAUUUGUAUGAGGUUGACACACACAAAGAAAAGAAGAGCAUGACCUUCCAACAAGUCCGUUUUGGAUUUUGCUAACCUGGGCUCACUCACGUGCCUUUUUCCUAAUAACCGGCGGAUAAACGUAAUGGAUUGUGACGUUUAAUUUUCAAAUAUGACGUAACGCACAAUACAAUUUAUAAAAGAAUACGACAGAGGCAUCUCUUCAGCAAAGGUAUUUCCAAUAAUACCUCAGAGUUUAAAAAGUAGGAAACACACGAAGAAAUCGUUCUGAGUUGCAGCCAGUGAAUUGGAAAUUCCACGCUCCCCUUACAUCAUUGAUGGAUAUGACCACACCACUGCGAGGGGGAAAAUGGUUUCUCUUUGGUUUGCUUCUGGUGAUAUUCAUAUCUACGGGAUUUGCUGAAGAAGAUGGCAAAACCAACACAACUUCCAAGGGAUUUCCAAGUAUUAAGUCAAUGGCAAAAUCUUUCUCUAACACUGUCGACUCUUUCUUCAAGAAAACAGUAUCAAUAUUCAAAGGAUCUCCACAUCAAAACAAUACAGAGAGUACAACUAUCAGUCCUUCCAACGAAAUAAAGAAUACCACAAUGGCCAUAAAGCCCGUGUCCCCCGAAAAUCGAACACUUCCCGGAAAGAUCGAGGAGAAGCCGGAUAAAGUGGCAGACGACAAGUCGGUGGCAGACAACAAGUCGAGUGUGGAUGAUGGAAAUUCGACUACUGUUCCCUAGACCACAAGCCAAGGAUCCACAUCUUAGCGUUGACUGUUUAUAAUGGACCAACUUGGUGUUUAAUGCUGUAUAAAAUGAAUUUUUGGGGGGCAUUUUUCAUUGCAAGCUAUUUUCCUUUCAAAAUUCUAAAUAUCAAUUCUUUUAGGUGAAAAUAUUUUUGGAAAAUUCAUUUACUAUAGUAAUCAUAUUUCAAGUCGAAAUUGUAACAAAACUGAAACAAUAAAAAAAAAAAGAAAUCCCGGAAAUGGAUCUCUUUCUGUGUUUUGUAGGAAAUAUAUUAAAAUGAAAUAAUACAAAUAAAAGAGAGGUAGAGGUGUAUCUCGCGGUUAAUAUUUUUACAGCGAGCAAGAGACAUAUUGCGUUUUAAAUCUCGAUGAAAGAUAAUUGUGAUAUUCAAACUGAAAAGACAACUAUAUUAACUUUUCCGGACGUUAAAGCUAUUCUAGUACACGCCAUUUUUAAUGGCAUACAUGUACAUAGCUUUAAAUAGAGGAGCAUCAGGACUGGU